This is a messenger RNA of Amyelois transitella, 6818 nucleotides long. RefSeq lists its product as uncharacterized. The transcript has 4 exons. The record is from RefSeq and is a predicted model, not a curated record. The coding region runs from base 5343 to 5948 and encodes 201 amino acids. Lineage: Eukaryota; Metazoa; Arthropoda; Insecta; Lepidoptera; Pyralidae.
AAAUCAUUACUUCUUUUUCUGUUAAAACCUACUAUUAUGGUACGAAAGCCAUGAUAUUAACUAUUUGUUUGCAGGUGCUCUACUAAACCAAGUUCUCGCUGUCUUCUGCUCCUGCUGAAUGUCAGGUAUUCCUCGAGCAUCGCUUCAGUCCAGUUUCAUAGUACACCAUCUACCACUAUCAGAUUUAUCUGAUGUACGAACUAACCAAUUAGUAAUCCUCUUUAUUUAAUCAGCAUGUGGUAUGUUACAUUAACCAUUGAAAUAUGCAAGUUUAGCUGCCUGUCAUAUCGGAUGAGUAGCCUAAAUACACCAAAUCUUAAUAAAACAUUGUUAUGUACAUAUGACACGUCUGAAGAAAGCUAGUUUAGAUCGCUGCUGCUGUUUUAGUAUCUAUUGAGCAAGCUUGAGCACGAAUUUUCUGUUUAGACAAACAGAUUGGUAUGUGAUAUUACAAUAACAACUGAAUAAAGGCUUUUAGAAUACUUCGUUUCGUUUCUAAUGAGCAGCUCUUACAUAUGAGUCAGUUUGAAACAUCAUACAUGUGGCAUGCCUGAAAUAAGUCUGUUUUUAACAUCUGUUCAACAAGCUUGAACACGCAUUUCCUGUAUAGACUACCAAUAUGGUACGUGGUGUGGAUAUGCAGUUUAGAAUACUUUGUUUGUAAUAAGCAGCUUAAACACACAGAAUUUGUUUAAGACAUCGUACUUGUAGCGUCUGUUGAGCAACCUUGAGCACGCAUUUCCCGUUUAGACAGCAAGUAUGGAUAUUACAUUAAUAACUCGAAGCAAGGCAGUUUAGAAUACUUUGUUUGUAAUGAGCAGCCUAAAUACACAGGAUCAGUUUAAAACGUUGUACGUGUAGCAUCUAUUAAACAAGCUUGAGCACGCAUUUUCUGUUCUCAGUAUGAUAUGCGAGUUAAUACUGAAGUAAGGCAGUUUAGAAUACUUGUUUCUGAUUAUCGAGCUUAAACAACCUACAUGAGGUAUGAGGAUACUAGAUAUUCUACUGUUGAACCAACCUGACCCAUUACUUAGAUCAUGCUUGGAUAUAUUAAAACAAAAGAAAUCUACAUAUAGAAAAGUUGUUUCACGUUCGCUGAAAGUCUACAACUUUAGAGUCUACUUAAGACCUAAUUGUAAUGGGGAAUCAACAAAUGACGGCAAAACGUUUAAAGAGUAAAAAUAUUAAGGAGAAGAAUUAUGAAAAUCGCCUCGAAAACUUGGUUUGUAAGAAUUUAAGCAUUUGAAUACUGUAAUUAUAUAACACCGCUUUAAAAUAUCAAGAAACGUAAUAAACAGGAGAAAUUCUAAUAAGAUGAAUAUAUUAAAGUAACAUAUUACGUACUUUUGUUAUAGAACAAGUUUCAGAUAAGCGACUAUAAACUUAUAUGCACGUGUAAUAAUGGGAGAACUGAAAUCUCCGAAAAAUGUUAUAUACAAAAACAUUGACAUAUAAGGAAUAGAAUUAAAGGUCAAAUAAGCGAUGUGAUAAAAUUGAGGAGAACAAACAUUGCAUGGAUCAAUAUUUCUGACUUGAAAAGUAUCUUGCAUAGUUGCAUAAGAAGCAGUUCUUAACGAGUCAGUGGCAAAUUGUUAGUUUACCUAACAAUCUGCGACUGAUUUUAUUUUCAGAUUCUUCAUAUUGAUACUGAGUAAAAAGGUAGAAAGAACCACUUUAGAAAAAUUGCUACCCUUGAAUACCACAAACGUGUGGCUUAGCAUUCACUACGUUACCGCUGAAAAUUGUAAAAAUAAUUGCAUAAUUAUAAAAUAUUUUUUUUUUGCUAGAACCGAAAUACAAAAAUAGUAUGGCUAUAAUAAAGAAAACAUAAAUUAACUGUUGUAUCGGAAACCUGCAAAAUAAAAAGGUAAUUUAUAUUUGAAAUUACUCUCUUGGUCUGCAACUGCGGAUAAAUAAACAAAUGUUUUAGAAUAUGCACAGCACAAGCAUGCUACAUCAUUGCUUCAUAAUGUUGAAAUAUAUCUACCUACUUAUCUAACUGCAUACACUGUAGGCUUUCUACUUUAUUUUGGUGUAACCAAUCAUUUUUAUUUUGGUUUUCGUUGUUCUUUGUUUACACUUAUUCAUUAUCAAUUCUGUGUUAGAUUAUAUUGUGCUCGUUUUAGCAUUACGUAAUACCUUUUUAAUGUCUUAAAAUUUGUUUGUCGUGCGAAUAUUUUUUUAACAGAUCGCCAGUGACGGUUUGGUAAUUUAUUUCGAUACAAUUUUUAUUUUUUAUUUUUUUGUGUUUUUAUUCAGUCUUUAUUACAGUGACCUAUGUACUGAUAUCAAAGCAGGUAUUUGCCUAAAUGUUAGAGCUAUCAAUAAUUAAUCAAUUCUUUCAGAAACCUCUUAAGGUAAUGCUUUUAUUAUAAUUUGUUUUCGUUGAUUUUGUUAUUAUUUAUAUAUUAUUUUCAGAAAACCAACAUAAAGGUAAUUUUGUGUUAAAUAAAUCUGUGAUCAAAUAAUGAUUAUAAACUUUUGUCUAGAUAUGCAUUUGUAGAAGUAAAUUUCGAGACAAUUUUAACUAAAGGAAAAUAUGUACUGAUGUAUAUAUAUAUCUGCAAAAAAUAUAACAUGUAAAGGUAUAUUAUGUACAUAUCUACAAUAAAUAUAUAUGACAGUAAAGUUCAAAGUCUAGAUUCAAAAAUCAUUAAAAAAGCGGUAAGUUUGCUUAUGACUACUUUGCAGGUUAUAUAAUCGUGGAAUUGACUAAACAAUACAGAAAUAUGUUUACACAUAUUAUUGUCCCUUAUCGCGCUAUCGCUAUCGCUACGAAAUAAAGGCUAGAUGCAAAAUCAUUUAGAAAGCAGUUCGCUUAUCACAGUUUACAAGUUACAAUACAGAAUCAUAACUAAAAAAGAACAUAAUAUCCUAAAAUUACGGAAAAGAAAUAGAUCAAAAAUCAUGAACGGGGUAAGUUUGCUAACGACUAGUUUACAGGUUGUAAUCAUGGAAUUUGACUAUACAGAAGACAAAUCAUAAUGACGCUGUUGCUAAGUUAUAAAUGCUGAUCGAACGAAAAACAUGAUGAUCAUUCAAAAUACUAAUGAAAAUUUUCUUAUAUUUGUAAUAUAAAACAAGGAAAAUGCAAAUGCAAAUGAAGGCUGAAAGUUAGGGUAAGCAAUAAAAAAAAUUAUUUUCCCAGGAGCAACAAAUACGUAAGGGUUAAGAAAAACCUAUGAUAUAUAUGUAUAUAAUUACCUAAAAUAAAUGAAAAGGUUAAAUGUAAUAAAGGACAUUUACAAGAACAUUAAUUAAUUAUAAGCAAGAAAAUUACGACCAAAUUAUGAAAUUAUCGUAACAAAAGCACUUGAUAGCGGUGAGUUUCUAACAAAGUUCCUUCACAGGUACCUUACAUUUGCCUAGUUUCAGAUUAGAUAUAUGAAGCAGGUACAGCAAAUAAAUAAAAUCGGAACUUUUAGCGAAAUAGCUUUGCGCCAAACAAAAAUAACUCAUUUGUUGGAAGUAGUUCCAGAUAAAGACAUUUUCUUACCAAGAAUAAUAAUUUUUAUCGUGAACUUCAAGAAUAUCAUCUAAAUCACAAUAUUAUAACGCAACUUAUAACAUGCAACAUGCGACAUCGUGCAACAUGCAACUGUCAAUUUUUUAUUUAUUUUAGGAUCAAGUUAUCAUUUAUAACCAAUAUUAUCUGCAUUGAAAAACAAAAAAGCUUAAAAACGCCAAGCUGUUUUGAAGAAAAUAUUUGACUGAUAGAAUAUUUCAACAAAUAUACCUAAUAAAAAAGCUCUCGGUAAUUUUGAAAUUUGCAGGUCAAAGGAAACAUGUACUGAAAAAUUUAUUACUGAUAAUUAAAUUAUCAUUUAAGGAAUAUUAUUAAUGUAUAAUUAAAUAUUAGUAUUAAUGUAAAGGAUAAUAUAGUUAGUAUAAUGUUGCUAGUAGGUAUGAUAAAAUAAUUUUUCUACAGGAGUUCCUUCUUUAUGUUUAAAUUUCAGGAUGUGAUGCAGUAUAAUUAAAAUUGUUUAAACAUAAGAUCUAAAAAACCUGUCAACAGGUUUACCAGUCCAAUUCUUUUAUGUUUUAUGUUUAACUAAUGUAGAAAUAGGAGAACGUGAAUACCUAAGAAUUAGGUAUAUAAAAAAUAAAAGAAAAAAUAUGCGGCAAAAAAAAAUUGUGCCCUAUAUAUAUACCUAAAAAAAUAAUAAUACAUACCUAUCUAAAAAAAAACAAAUUCUACUUACAAAAAAAUAUGUUGAAAUACUAUAAAAAAAAUAUACGUAUAGAAGUAAAUAAAAAAGAUGGAAAAAAAGUGAUCCAAAAAAAUUGUACCAUAUGAUGUAAAAAAAAAACAAAUUAUAAGAUAACCACGAUGAGAACUAUAUGUAUGAUGUGAGAGGUGUGGAAUGAAGAGAGAAGACCGAGAAGCGAGAAGAUGAAGAGAGAAGAUAGAGAAGAUGAAGACGGAAGACCGAGAUGAAGACGGAAGACCGAGAUGAAGACGGAAGACCGAGAAGAUGAAGAGGGAAGACCGAGAAGAUGAAGAGGGAAGACCGAGAAGAUGAAGAGGGAAGACCGAGAAGAUGAAGAGGAAAGACCGAGAAGAUGAAGAGGGAAGACCGAGAAGAUGAAGAGGGAAGGCCGAGAAGAUGAAGAGGGAAGACCGAGAAGAUGAAGAGGAAAGACCGAGAAGAUGAAGAGGGAAGACCGAGAAGAUGAAGAGGGAAGACCGAGAAGAUGAAGAGGGAAGACCGAGAAGAUGAAGAGGGAAGACCGAGAAGAUGAAGAGGGAAGACCGAGAAGAUGAAGAGGGAAGACCGAGAAGAUGAAGAGGGAAGACCGAGAAGAUGAAGAGGGAAGACCGAGAAGAUGAAGAGGGAAGACCGAGAAGAUGAAGAGGGAAGACCGAGAAGAUGAAGAGGGAAGACCGAGAAGAUGAAGAGGGAAGACCGAGAAGAUGAAGAGAGAAGACCAAGAUGAAGACAGAAGAUUAAAAAAGAAGACGAAGAAAGAAGAUGAAGAAAGAAGAUGAAGAAAGAAGAUGAAGAAAGAAGAUGAAGCAAGAAGAUGAAGAAAGAAGAUGAAGCAAGAAGAUGAAGCAAGAAGAUGAAGCAAGAAGAUGAAGCAAGAAGAUGAAGCAAGAAGAUGAAGCAAGAAGAUGAAUCAAGAAGAUGAAGAGGGAAGACCGAGAAGAUGAAGAGGGAAGACCGAGAAGGUGAAGAGAGAAGAUGAAGAGGGAAGACCGAGAAGGAAGAUGAGAUGAAGAGGGAAGACCGAGAAGGAAGAUGAGAUGAAGAGGGAAGACCGAGAAGGAAGAUGAGAUGAAGAGGGAAGACCGAGAAGGUGCGGAGAGAAGACCGAGAAGGUGAAGAGAGAAGAUAAAGAUGAAGAAAGAAGAUAAAGAAGAAAGAAGACGAAGAAAGAAGACGAAGAAAGAAGACGAAGAAAGAAGACGAAAGAAGACGAAGAAAGAAGACGAAAGAAGACGAAGAAAGAAGACGAAAGAAGACGAAGAAAGAAGACGAAAGAAGACGAAGCAAGAAGACGAAGCAAGAAGACGAAGCAAGAAGACGAAGCAAGAAGACGAAGCAAGAAGACGAAGCAAGAAGACGAAGCAAGAAGACGAAGCAAGAAGACGAAGCAAGAAGACGAAGCAAGAAGACGAAGCAAGAAGACGAAGCAAGAAGACGAAGCAAGAAGACGAAGCAAGAAGACGAAGCAAGAAGACGAAGCAAGAAGACGAAGCAAGAAGACGAAGCAAGAAGACGAAGCAAGAAGACGAAGCAAGAAGACGAAGCAAGAAGACGAAGCAAGAAGACGAAGCAAGAAGACGAAGCAAGAAGACGAAGCAAGAAGACGAAGCAAGAAGACGAAGCAAGAAGACGAAGCAAGAAGACGAAGCAAGAAGACGAAGCAAGAAGACGAAGCAAGAAGACGAAUCAAGAAGACGAAGCAAGAAGACGAAGCAAGAAGAUGAAUCAAGAAGAUGAAUCAAGAAGAUGAAGAGGGAAGACCGAGAAGGUGCAGAGAGAAGACCGAUGACCGUAAAGGUAAAGCGGGUAAAUAAAGAAGAUGAAGAGAGAAGAUGAAGAGGGAAGAUCAAGAAGAUUUGAAAUGAAGACCUGCGAGAUGAACAAAGAAGAUGAACAAUGGCGACCAAAAAGAUAUAGAGAAGUGACAUAGAAGUGAAGAAUAAAGAAUAGAACAUGAAAAGAAGACCGAGAAGAUGAAGAGAGAAGACAGAGAAGAAAAUGAAGAUCAUGAAGAAGAUGAAGAAGAGAGAAGACCUAGGAGGGAAGAAAGAAGGUCAAGAACGAAGUAUAUCUAAAGGAUCAAAGCCAAACAAAUAAAAAACAUAAAAAAUAUGCCAAAUGAAUCAAGAAAACAAAGUUUUACAAAGUUCCAAUAUAAGAAAGAAUACACUGCGGAGGCAAAACUGCAAAAAAUGAAGAUAUCUAAAGCAACGAAGAUAUCUAAAGCAACAAGAUGUCAGAACUCACGAACUAGGAGUGAAAGGUUUGCCAAGAAAGUUAAAAUAAAGAGGAAAAAUUGAGUCUUCAAGUUCAAGCCAAAUAUUGAGAGUGUACGGGAUAAAGACCAAUAAUUUUUAGGCUGUAUUAGUCAGACGAAGGAAUCCUGAAAAUUCACUGAAAAAGAGUUGGAGGAUAAUAUUAAAAGAAAUGAAAAAUGAAGACAAUCUUGAAACUGGCCAGGCAUAAAAGGUAAUCUUCAAAUGAGAAAUAACUACAGAAGACAAAAAUGAGAACCCAGAAUAUCGACAAAGUGAUAAUGUUUUAAUCAAAGAAUAUGUAUAGUACCUACACUUUCUAUAAUGAAAUAAAGUUCCAUGUAUAUAAAUA